UUCAGUUGCUCCCCAGCGGCGCGCCUGCCACAGAGUGACGCGCAACGCCUGUUUCGAUGCGCUUGCUCAGUAUUGCGCGGCGUUUUGACUGAGCUGGCUGGCCAAAAAUCUGUUCCUGCCAGGGUGAACUCACUAACUAGGUCGAAAAAAGUUCUAUGGCACCUUGCGCCCAGCUCGUCAUCGGCCCCGCGGGCAGCGGAAAGUCGACUUUUUGCAGUAGCGUCUAUCAGCAUUUCUUAAGCUAUGGCCGCGCCGUCCACGUGAUCAACCUCGAUCCUGCCGCAGACGACUUCAAAUAUCCUGUUUCUGGUGAUGUCCGUACUCUCAUUUGCCUACCAGAUGUUAUGGAAGAAAUGAAUCUUGGUCCUAAUGGUGCUCUGCUGUACUGCAUGGAAUACCUUGAAGACAACCUCGAGGACUGGCUUUCUAUGACACUUGAAGGCUAUGCCGAUGAUGACUGCGUAAUUUUUGACUGUCCAGGUCAAAUUGAGCUGUAUUCACAUCACUCGACGUUUUGUUCAAUUGCCGAUCGUUUGCAAGCUUGGAGUUGGCAUGUUGUCACUCUUUACAUACUCGACGCCCAAUUUAUCAGUGAUGGAGCGAAGUACAUUGCCGGGUGUUUGCAAUGCCAAGCGGCCAUGAUGAAUCUUGAAUUACCCCAUGUAAAUAUUCUGAGUAAAGUUGACCUGGUUGACGAUAAGGUGACUUUGGAGCCUUAUUUGACACCUGAUCUGCAUUUUUUAAGUCGCACGCUGGAUGCAUCGAUGGAUAUGCGACAUCAUAAGUUGAACAAUAUGAUGUCAAGUUUGCUGGAUGAAUAUAGUUUGGUCAAUUUUCAUCCUCUGGAUCUUACUGAUGAAAACAGUUUAGUGAAUGUGCUCUACGCCAUAGACAGCUGCCUGCAGUAUGGAGAAGAUGCAGACGUGAAAACAUCUCGGGAGACGUCUUCGGAAGUCGCUUCUUUGGACAAUCACAGUGUCCUACUGUCUUGGAGUAGUUGAGUCGAUUUUGAGGGAACUUCAUAGGUAACGUGCUGAGGCUCGCCGUUCAUGGCACAGGUUUCACUGUCACCCCUGAGUUGACCUGUUUGUAACAUGCCGGAGUCCACUAUACGUGAUAGGUCGAUGCAUACAAUAAUUCUUACUAAGAUUCAACUCUAUGUGUCGAAUCAUGUAUUAAGGCAGAGUCUCAACUAACUGCUCGCUUGUAAGAAGUGACUUUGAAAAACGCGACUGCCGCGAGUUGGUGCAGCUUUUAGCGACGAAGUUGAUUAUUUUCACAGACAAGUGAAAAUGUCGUGCGAUACGAGAAAUGCUCGGGUCAUGAAUAGUACCUCUGUAUAGGCUUCCAUGGCAAAGAAGUUCACGUGACAAUAAUAUUACUGAGAAGAUGUGGAAAGG
This is a messenger RNA of Micromonas commoda, 1400 nucleotides long. RefSeq lists its product as hypothetical. The transcript is spliced from 2 exons. The coding region runs from base 156 to 1001 and encodes 281 amino acids. Lineage: Eukaryota; Viridiplantae; Chlorophyta; Mamiellophyceae; Mamiellales; Mamiellaceae. The record is from RefSeq and is a predicted model, not a curated record. Gene Ontology annotation, molecular function: GTPase activity.